Messenger RNA from Penicillium cinerascens, 1056 nucleotides. Its product is annotated as glycoside hydrolase family 16 protein. Gene Ontology annotation, biological process: carbohydrate metabolic process; fungal-type cell wall organization. The record is from RefSeq and is a predicted model, not a curated record. The transcript is spliced from 3 exons. Bases 1 to 1056 code for a protein of 351 amino acids. Lineage: Eukaryota; Fungi; Ascomycota; Eurotiomycetes; Eurotiales; Aspergillaceae. Gene Ontology annotation, cellular component: fungal-type cell wall. Gene Ontology annotation, molecular function: glycosyltransferase activity; hydrolase activity, hydrolyzing O-glycosyl compounds.
AUGGUUUCCUAUAUGAAGUGGGCUGCCUUGAUCCUGGCCACUGCCCAGCUCGGCUAUGCCCAGACCUACACCAGCUGUAACCCAACCAAGAGUAAUAUUCUCCAGCCCGAGGUUCAACCGAAGACCUGCCCUGCCGACACCGGUCUGGAUAAGUGGGAGUACAACAUCGACUUCACUGUUGGUUCAUCUGCCUUUGCCAAGUGGAAUACCACCGCCGGUACCGUCGAAAGCACCUCUCUCGGCGCCAAGUUCACCAUCUCGGAGGAAGGAGACGCUCCCACCAUCGAGAGCGAAUUCUACAUCUUCUUCGGCCAUAUCGACGUUAAGCUGAGAGCCGCUAAUGGCACUGGUAUCAUCAGUACUUAUAUCCUGGAGUCGGAUGACCUUGACGAGAUCGACUGGGAGCAAAUCAGCACCUACGACACCGAAAUCCAGACCAACUACUUCGGAAAGGGCAAUACCACCACCUACAACCGUGCCACGACCGUGACUGUCUCCGACCCCGAAAUCACCUUCCACACCUACUCCGUCGACUGGACCUCCAGUCGCAUCGAGUGGCUCCUGGACGGCGAGGUGGUCCGCACAGUGGAGUACGCCGAUGCGCUCUCUGGCAAGAACUUCCCCCAGACCCCCAUGCGCAUCCGCAUCGGUAUUUGGGCCGGCGGCGACCCCGACAACAGUGAGGGUACCAUCGAGUGGGCUGGUGGUGAGACCGACUACACUGACGGACCUUUCACCAUGUACGUCGAGUCCAUCAACAUCACCAACUACACCCCCGCCCAGCACUACAAGUACACCGACAAGACUGGCGCGUAUACCAGCAUCAAGUCUUACAACAGUACCGUCUCCAACUCGACAUCCAGCUCUUCCAUGUCCUCCAGCUCGUCUAUUGCCCGGAUUGUUUCUUCUAGCGCGGCGGGUGCUACCACGUCUGCUGCAUCCGCUGCGUCUGCUUCCGCUUCCGCUGCUGCUUACUCUGGUGCCUCGGCCUUGACUUACUCCUCUUUGUUCAUGGCCUCUGUUGUCGCCUUUAUUGUCGGUGCCUUGCAGAUGUAA